Lindgomyces ingoldianus is the source of this 1410-nucleotide messenger RNA. RefSeq lists its product as uncharacterized. Lineage: Eukaryota; Fungi; Ascomycota; Dothideomycetes; Pleosporales; Lindgomycetaceae. The transcript has 10 exons. The record is from RefSeq and is a predicted model, not a curated record. Bases 1 to 1410 code for a protein of 469 amino acids.
AUGCUUCUCACUUCGACUGGGUUAAGUAAAUGGUUAAAAUCUCCGGAACGAACGACCAUACAUACUCCAGACCUUUCCUACUUCCCUUGGGCCGUCGUUGAGAUGAAAAGAAACACUGAAGUCUCAGAAGCCUUUAUUGGAAGGUGUUAUUUCCAAGCCACUCACCCUGCAGCCACAGCACUUGCAUUCGAAACACAGCUACUUAAGAAGAGUUUCGGAUAUCCUUUCCCAGAAGUGCCACCUGUAAUUGCUUUCACGUGCAUUGGGCUAAGGGUUAAGGUCUGGCUCGCGUAUCAAACAACAGCAGGCAUAUUUGUGCCCCAACUGCGAUCUGUAGCAAAUAUCGCCGCCUUCUGUGUGAUCCUUUUGAAUAUGCACCUGUGGGCAUCACGGAUCCUCAAACCUAAAAUUCAAGCUUGGAUUUUCCAAGCCUUCAGGAAGCUUCCACUAAGCACCCUAGGGACUCAGAAUACCCCUAUUUCUCUUUCCAGUCGUUCGCAGACAUAUGACCCAAGCUCCUCCAACUUCAUAUAUCAGGCAUUUGAUUGGGCAACUGUAUUGAUCGCUUGCCAGCCUCUCAGAAAAACAACCCUUUCAAUUUUUCUCAAAGAGGUUUUCCGGCAAGCUCGAAAACACCUCAACCUGCUCAACACCCUGCUUCCACCUCAUCAACUCGGCCGCAUCCAUAAAUCACUCAGCAGUACCAUGGAAUCUGCCUAUCUCUACAGACACGAAGGGGCACCCUGGAGACCAAGCUGCGGUUCAGCAUAUAUCGAUACGAUGGCUAGAGCACUUGAGUCUGGUGAAAAAGAAGACUCUGUUGGUGACAGCUCUUGUGAAUUCGAGAGCGAUGAACAAGACGGCGGAAGAUUGCAGGAUUCAGAAGAUGAUUUAGACAGUAGUGAAACGGAUAGCGAGAGUGGAGAGAAGCUAGAGGAUUCAGAGUUCGAGUCAGGGGAUGAGAGUGAAGAUGAAUCAGACAAGAAUUCAGAAUUUGAAGAGGACAGAAAGAUCACGGGACAACAUCUACAUGUUUCGGAAGAAGAUAUCGCUGGAAUGCUGAUCUUCAAGGAACUCUUUCCCGUCUCACUUGGAUGGACGGUGCAUAACGAUUUUGAAGAUAAUGACAUGCUGAAUAAUUUACUUACCCACCUAAACAACUUCCUUAAACCAAACUUAAAAAUCAACCCGGGGGUAUUCCAUGACCGGAACGCAUAUUCUCGUAUCUCCAAGGGCCUGGAAAGCAUAGAGAAUGGCGAGAAUCCUAACCAGGACACGUUUGGGUAUAUGUGUGUGGAGAUACUCUCCCCUGGAUUCUGGAAACUCACUGCAGAAGAAAUCAAAAGGAUGGAAGAUGAUGCUUUCAUUAAAUUCAAUACAGAAGACCAAAAUUCGGACCUGCUCAGAUAG